AUGUCCUUCAUCUCCGGAGAAACUCUUGCCGAACAUGCCAGCCGCGACAGUUGCUGGAUCAUUGUCCAUAGCAAGGUCUACGACGUCACAGACUUCUUAGACGAGCACCCAGGAGGGAGCAAAAUCAUCUUGAAGUAUGCGGGCAAGGAUGCAACUGAAGCUUAUGAGCCCAUCCACCCUCCUAAUGCUAUCACGGAUAAUUUGCCCAUUGAGAAACACAUCGGCGCCAUUGAUCCCAGCACAAUUGUUAAAGCCAUAAAAGAAGUCACAGAAGAAGAUAAAAGACGGCAAGCGUUGAUGGACGCUAGGCCUCCUCUCGAUGAGAUCCUAAAUUUGCACGACUUCGAGGCAGUUGCAAAAGCCGUACUUCCUCCGAAGGCUUGGGCAUACUAUUCCUCUGCAUCAGAUGAUGAAAUCACCAUCCGCGAGAAUCGAGCUGCCUUCCAAAGAGUCUGGUUCCGGCCAAGAAUAUUGCGCGAUGUCACUUCAGUCGAUUGGUCGACGACCAUCCUUGGAUGUAAAUCUUCCCUCCCUAUCUACAUCUCCGCUACCGCCCUUGGUAAACUUGGCCACCCCGACGGUGAAUUGAAUCUCACCAGGGCGGCCGCAAAACAUGGAGUUAUCCAGAUGAUUCCAACCCUCGCUUCUUGUUCCUUCGACGAAAUUGUUGACGCUGCUACUCCAGGUCAACCCCUCUUCCUUCAGUUGUAUGUAAACCGUGACAGAGAAAUUACCAAGAAAUAUGUACAGCACGCAGAGAAACGAGGUGUUAAGGCACUUUUUAUUACUGUCGAUGCACCCCAACUUGGACGUCGUGAAAAGGAUAUGCGCAUGAAGUUUGUCGACGACGGAGCUGGUGCAAAGGUCCAAGAAAAUCAGAAGGAUGUCAAGAAGGAUCAAGGUGUUGCCCGAGCCAUCAGCUCAUUCAUUGAUCCCAGUCUCUCCUGGAAAGAUAUCCCAUGGUUUAGGAGCAUUACCAAUAUGCACAUCAUUCUCAAAGGUGUUGCCACUCCAGAAGAUGCUAUUCUAGCAUACGAAGCAGGAUGCCAAGGAAUCGUUCUCAGUAACCACGGUGGUCGACAGCUUGAUACGUCGCGCUCCGGCCUUGAGAAUUUGGUUGACAUCGUUGCUGCGCUGAAAACCAAAGGGCCUUGGCCUAACCCCAACUUCGCUGUCUUUGUAGAUGGUGGUGUUCGUCGUGCUAGCGAUGUACUUAAGGCGAUUGCUCUGGGUGCCUCCGCAGUUGGCGUGGGUCGCGGUUUCUUGUACGCUUUCUCUAGUUAUGGACAAGAGGGUGUCGAGAGGGCUAUUGAAAUCUUGCGGGACGAGUUUGAAAUGAACAUGCGGCUUCUGGGGGCCCGUUCCAUCAGCGAAAUCGUUCCAGAGAUGGUUGAUGCCAGUGCCUUACGCUCGCACGCUGGUCUAACCCCGACUGACAACUUGUACAACACAACAUACCAACCUCUUAGCCUUGCUGCUUUCAAAAAUAAGUUGUGA
Psilocybe cubensis is the source of this 1497-nucleotide messenger RNA. RefSeq lists its product as uncharacterized. The record is from RefSeq and is a predicted model, not a curated record. NCBI's taxonomy places the organism in Eukaryota, Fungi, Basidiomycota, Agaricomycetes, Agaricales, Agrocybaceae. The coding region runs from base 1 to 1497 and encodes 498 amino acids. The transcript is spliced from 13 exons. Gene Ontology annotation, molecular function: oxidoreductase activity; heme binding.